Messenger RNA from Amoebophrya sp. A120, 5019 nucleotides. The record is from the annotation of a GenBank genome assembly. Lineage: Eukaryota; Dinophyceae; Syndiniales; Amoebophryaceae.
GAAACAGAUUAUCAAGUACAAGUUUCCGAACUACACCUGUCGCACCUUCGGCUUGCGCACCCUCCUCGGAGACAAGGUCGCGCUGAACUCGCCGAAAGCGCUGCAGGCCUACAAGGAUUACGUCCAGCACUGGUGCUACUCCCGGAAGGGCCGGGAGUUUUGGCUGCAAUUUCUCUGCGAGUGCGGGCUGCGGAGCAAAGAGGUGAUGCGGAAGCUGGAGACCAUGGAAGGCCGCUCCGAGGAUGAACCACUGCUGGAAUUAGCCUCGAGUGGUGCAGAGGAGGCAGUGUCUGUGGACGCCACAGCACGGUGGAUGAUGAAAAAAGUGAAGGAAGGACAAGAAAAAAUAAAUCAAGUAAGCGGGGAAAAAGAACCAGAACACGAGAGGAUGAAAAGUGAAAUUGGGUUCCACAUUCGUCUGGCGGACUACACGAGGGACUUGCUCUUGAAAACCGGGAAAAUGGCGUACAAGGAAGAUGGAAUGCUAGCUGCUUGUUCUACGGACCUCACAAAUAACCCCGACUCCCCGUCGGCGUUGCGUAAUUUCGGCCUUGGUGGGGGAGUAGAACAAAUCGAUGCAGUAGACGCGUUUUCCAAGCAAGCGAGGUACACCACAACUGUGAUCUGCGUUUUCGCGCCCAUUGGCUACGGGAAAAGCUCCUUUGCAGAAUUUUUGGUGAAGGAGAUGAACGUAUCAAACAAAAGGAAACCCCCCCCUCCCCAUAUAAAAACGAAGUUUCUGAUGCUGGAUUUGCGUACUUACACAAAAAAUCAGAUUUGUUUUGCUGGACAAGACUGCAGGCCUAUGCUAAGCCUGAGUAGGGAGGUUUUGGGCUAGGCGCUGAGCAUGUCUUCAAACGUCUAGUCUGUAGGGCCAACAGCAUCACAAACCGCCGGCAGAAUGCGGCGGAGCCUCUGGAUUUGCGUUCUUGCAAGACAGAAGCUAUGAUUUGUGGUCACAAAUCAGCAUUGCAAAUUUUCUGCAACGUACCUUUUCGAUAUGGGGAGGCGGGAUUUUUCCUUUCGAUAGAACGACCGCCGGAGGUCCGAGGUUGAUGCGGGCCGCGGGCUGCACCUACAACACCCCGAACUGGUCCACAUCGACGGCGACGCGCUGUUUUAUCCGGAUCAUGCCGUUGUAAAUUCUGUUUCUGGUAAGCCCCCGACGUCCAACAGUGCAGCGUCUUCUUCGGGAAAAAAUGCAGCUUCAUCUGCAACGACCGGAUCUACAACUUCUAGGAGUACUUCUUCACUCACCUCCGCCAACGUGAAGCAAACCUGGGAAAAUAUCCGGAGUAAAAACGUCCCCACACCAGAGUCAGGAUGGGGAUUUUGCAACACAAACCUAGGAGUUUUGGGAGUCACGCAUGACAAGUUGCACUCCGCAGUGUAGUGCAGGUUUGCAAGUGCAGCCGCAUCACAGAUUCAUCUGCUCAUCCUGUUCACAGCAUCACAAAUUCCAAUACACGAUUGGAAAUGGCUCUCAUGGGGAUGCGCAUUACAAGUCUUCCUGUCUUUGCAAAUCUGCACUACAACUCUGGUGUGGGGACGUUUUUACAUAGGAUAGAAAAGCGCACCAUGUCGCUGGGACAGGAACGGUAUGGAUUGCAAAUAUGUCUGGGUCUGGAAGAGUCGGGACUUGUCAUGACCCGUGAGGUCUGUGAUACUGGUGCUAGCAUCACAGAUUUUUUGAGAGCUUCUUGAUGCUAAUUACGCAUGAAAACAGCGGAACUGUGGAGGGGUACAAGGCUGCACACUGAGUGGUGGGGUUAAACUGGACUAGAACCGUAAAACUCUCAUUCAUCAUCAUCAUCAUCUAAUUACGCAUGAAAAAUUCCCUCUCCGCGUGCAAAGAACUGACUCCUCUUGCUGCUCAUGCAACACAGAUAUUUUUAGAAUCCGCAGACAGCAUUACAAGUUGCAUUCUUCCAGACCCAGACAUUUUUACAUUUGAUAAACGGCAGCCGUACACGAUGUGGUCGGUGCUACUAGCCCUGCACUGCGGAAAAAUUCCGGUGAUCUCCGCCGGCGGGGGCGUGCUGUUUUCGCAGAAGGGGCAGUUUGCGUUGCGAGAAAAAAUCGAGCAGUGCUUCUCUUGCUUAGAAAACGACGUUGAAGUUAUAAAUGACGAAAUGCAGGAGCAGGAGAAUUAUCCAGAACAUCAAGCAGCACAAAGAACAUCUUCGAAGAAGAACUUCUACAACCAGAUGAAAAAGAGCAAGCGAAGACCACAAAUUCUGCGCCCGCAGGUGAAGAUCAUCGGCGUGCUGCCGGAAGACGUCAAGGUGGAGGGCCGGAAAAAUAAAAGUGCCGAGUCAGCCUACGAAAACACGAAGCUGGUCGAACAAACCGUCAAGUACCGAGUCGCGGAGGACAUUUGGCCCCUCCCCCCGAACUUCAACACGGUGGACCAGUUUGCAAAGAUGAUCAGUGGGAAGUCGCGGAAGAAUGAGCAAUUUGCCGAAAAACUGGAAAACGUCGCCGAUGUGGUUUUCCGCUUUCCAAGAGUCGGGCCGGGGAUGCGGUUGACUUGUGCUCAUAGUUCCUCUUGUCCUGCUGCAGAUGUAGUUCUUGCAGCGGUGGACGGGCGAUUUGAAGCGAAUGAAAAAGAAAAUAAACCGAGUGGUCGUCGUGUUUUCAGCAAAGAAGAAGAUUUAGUUGUUGUUGGCCCUUCUGGCAGCCACCAAAUAAUAAAUGAUAUCAACAAGUCCGAACAGUCGUGGGAAGAGCGAUUUGGCGUUGCUCCGGCGUGGGGCGCGCCACCUGCAAAGCCGGAUGUCGUGCCGCAGGUUGGUUUGAUGGUGGAGAAGGAGAACGGAAGUAAUGAUCGUGCAAAUAAAGCGAUGAACCUCGGCACGACCAACGCCUCCGCCCAAGCUCAUGCAGAAGGAACAUCAAAGGCUGAAGAUCGUAGCGCUGUCAACUCGUUGAACAUCCGAAACCUGUUCGAGCAAAUACAUUCCGCUAUCGAAGUGGAUUCAGCCAACCUGAAGAAAUUUUUCGGCAAGAUGCGUCUGACGCAAACGAGACAGCUAAUUCAGCUCCCCGCGGGCGGAGAUAAGAACACCCUGACCGGGCACAUGACGCUGCGGUUCGGUCCAGUGGAGGUUGCGUUUUCCGCUGCACCAUCGCACGAUGGUGACCUGACGAGAAAGAACGUCGAGUACAACCAGCAAAUAAAUGAGCUGAACAUGAUCCCCGCGGCGGCUCCAAGCAGCGGUGGCACGAGAAGUACAACCUCCAAAUACGCGGAGACAAUCGACUUCGUGCGCUCGCUAUAUUUUUCCACAGGUCAAGUGCAAGAUGAUGCGAAGAAAGAAGAAAAACUAAAACACGAGCGAUCAGUGGCCACUACGGCUUCAUCUUCAUCUUGCAACAAUCUUCUCGGCAUCCGCAUCACAGCCAAGCCAUUGGUGAAGAGCGCCAGCGGCUCGGGAAAGAAGAAGGACCAAGGUGGAAGCAACGUGGUGUCUUGUGUCGCGAUUCCUUCGAGCCCGUCUCAGUGGAAAGCGUGUUGGGGCGAGAUUACUUCGGAAAAAAAGAAGUUCCUGAACCUGUUUGACGAAGCUGCAGUAGAGCUGCAAGAAGGGCGGCGGAGUGUACAACUAGUCGUGCAGCAAGAACGUGCAGCUCGAUCUUCGCCCGUAGUACAAGAAGAACCAUCUCCACCGGUGGAGAAUUAUCCGAGGCCGCGCACACGCACUAGCUCCACGACCGCGGACGAGAAAUUGCGGUCGUUUCUCGGCACAAUUUCGACCGUGGUGUCCUCCCGACUCUGCAGCUGCAGCCCCGUACUUUCCCGGGGGACGUGCAAUGCUGCUCCUGCUGCUGCGCAGUUGUCCGGUACAACUUCUUUCGGAGCUCCGAGGGGUGCUGCUGCGACUUCCACCUCCAGAAGUGCCAUUUCGACCACAAUUGUUCCUGUUGUUCCACCUCCACCACCGCAAAUAAACGAGGAACUACCGUCCAUCCACUCCACUCCGCAAAACAAGGCCGCGCCGAGUCGUGGUGGAGCUGGUCCUGCAAGUGCAAUCAACAACACGAAAAUAAUAAAUUCGCCCGAUUCUAUUCAACCAGGAACUACAGGCAAUCUCGAGAAAGCCGCCAGUGUCUGCACGGAAUGGGACUUCAGCCCGCCGAAAGCGGUGGACCCGGCGAGGAAAGUGUUUGCGUCCCAAACAGCACGAGAAGCAGCCUCUGCUUCAGUGACGGGGCACGGAGCAGAUCAUCUUGUGCAGGGAACUCCCGACGUGAAGAUGAAUACGACUGGUGCUGGUAACGGCACCGAAGUAGAAGAGCAACAGAAGAUGUUGCUGGAAAAGCUUUUUGACGUGGAUCAUUUGAAUUACCGACGCGACGACGCAGUAUUCUCGUCCGGAGUGGACCCGUCUCCCAAGCAGAAGCAGAAUGAUGUUCAUGCCCAACAAGGUGAUGAUGUUUUGGCGCUUACCACCGCUUUUGACACGGAAAGCGAUGCCGAGGAACAGGAUAGGUCACCGCGCCAAAAGCAAAACACUGCCAAAAUAAUCCACAACAACUACGCCGCUGCUGACAAAGACAAGGACCGCGACCAGCAAGAGGCUCCGCUGGCUCUGCACGUCACAAUAAACAGUGGUCGGCACAUGGCCAAGGAAAUGCGUACGCUGACCGGCGCUUUUCUCGCGGGGAAGAAAACGGUCUGGCUCCCGCUGGGCAAUGGACAGGGCGAAAUUGAGUACGACUUGCGACCGGGCUUUCUCGAGAAGCAGCUCGUGGAUUUGCAAGUGCUGGGGGUGUUUGGACUUCCGUAGGAGAGCUAGACGACCAAGAAUUUCAUUAUAGAAUCAAAGUGAUGACUUUUGUUGAGUAGUGCGAGUAAGUACCUCUACCUGCCACGAUCCCGUUCUUUGAUUUCAUUUUUAUUUGCUCGACUGUGGACAAAAUGAAUGGCGACAAACUUCUGCAGGGCAUAAUGCAUUGACGCGAUAAAAAUCUUUUGCUUUCCCUUUAUUCCCACCACCACGACGACUUGCAAGCCGC